AUGACUUUAUGUGUAUAUGUUCUACAGCUGCACUCCAAUUCCGACAAAGGUGAUGGAUCAGUCAAAUACAUCCUCACUGGAGAAGGGGCAGGAACUAUAUUUAUUAUUGAUGACACGACUGGCGACAUCCAUUCAACCAAAAGCCUAGAUCGAGAGCAGAAGACACACUAUGUGCUUCAUGCCCAAGCUAUUGAUAGACGGACAAACAAGCCACUUGAGCCUGAAUCUGAAUUCAUUAUCAAAGUGCAGGAUAUCAACGACAAUGCACCAAAAUUUACAGAUGGACCGUACAUUGUUACUGUGCCAGAGAUGUCUGAAAUGGGUACAUCUGUUCUACAGGUGACAGCCACAGAUGCAGAUGACCCUACAUAUGGAAACAGUGCCAGAGUAGUGUACAGCAUUCUUCAGGGACAGCCAUAUUUCUCUGUUGACCCUAAAACAGGAGUCAUCAGGACUGCCUUGCACAACAUGGACAGGGAAGCCAGAGAGCAUUAUUCCGUUGUCAUUCAAGCCAAAGAUAUGGCUGGGCAGGUUGGAGGGCUGUCAGGGUCAACAACUGUAAAUAUCACACUCACUGAUGUCAACGACAAUCCACCCAGGUUUCCUCAGAAACAUUAUCAACUGUAUGUUCCUGAAUCAGCUCAAGUUGGAUCAGCAGUUGGCAAAAUCAAAGCAAAUGAUGCAGACACUGGUUCAAAUGCAGACAUGAAGUACACAAUUAUAAAUGGUGAUGGCUCUGGGGUGUUCUCCAUAUCUACUGACAAAGAAACAAGGGAAGGAAUUCUUUCCCUGAAGAAGCCACUCAACUAUGAAAAAAAGAAAUCAUAUACACUUAAUAUAGAAGGAGCAAACACUCACCUUGAUUUCCGCUUUUCACACUUGGGACCAUUCAAAGAUGUAACAAUGUUGAAGAUCAUUGUUGGUGAUGUGGAUGAACCUCCGCUCUUCACUAUGCCUUCCUAUGUCAUGGAAGUUUAUGAAAAUGCAAAGAUUGGGACUGCUGUUGGCACAGUAACGGCACAAGAUCCUGACACUGCCAACAGUUUAGUGAGGUAUUUCAUAGAUCAUAACACAGAAGAAGAUAGGUAUUUCACCAUUGAUGCUAGUACUGGGACCAUUAAGACUGCCAAGGUCUUUGACAGAGAGGACACACCUUGGUACAACAUCACAGUGGCUGCUUCUGAGAUAGACAAUCCUGGGCUAGUGAGUCACGUUCCAGUUGGUAUUAGAAUCCUGGACAUCAAUGACAACCCUCCAGAGCUCGCCAGAGAGUAUGAUAUAGUUGUCUGUGAGAAUGCAAAGCCUGGUCAGGUAAUUCAGACUAUCACUGCAACUGACAAAGAUAACUCUGCAAAUGGGGCAAGAUUCCAUUUUUCCCUUGAUGAAGGGCUUUCUUUGAAUCCCAACUUUACUCUAAGGGACAAUGAAGAUAAUACAGCCAGUAUCCUGACAAGACGAAGGAGAUACAGUCGAACUACUCAAGAUAUCUAUUACCUCCCAGUUUUGAUUUCUGAUGGUGGAGUGCCCCCUCUCAGCAGCAGCAGUACUCUCACAAUUAGGGUUUGUGUGUGCGAGAGAGACGGACGAGUGCGAACUUGCCAUGCUGAAGCUUUCCUCUCCUCGGCUGGCUUGAGCACAGGAGCUUUAAUCGCAAUCCUGCUCUGUGUUGUCAUUCUUCUUGCAAUUGUCAUCCUUUUCAUCACCCUGAGACGCAGCAAGAAGGAACCCUUGAUCAUUUCAGAAGAAGAUGUCCGGGAAAACGUUGUGACAUACGAUGAUGAGGGCGGCGGAGAAGAAGACACAGAAGCAUUUGACAUCACAGCACUGCGGAAUCCAUCAGCUGCUGAGGAGCUGAAAUACCGGAGGGAUGUUCGUCCUGAAGUGAAGCCUGUGCCCAGGCAUCAUCCCUCCUCAAGCCUUGACAGUAUAGAUGUUCAGGAGUUCAUUAAACAGAGACUGGCAGAGGCUGAUCUGGACCCCAGCGUGCCCCCGUAUGACUCGCUACAGACAUAUGCCUAUGAGGGUCAUAGAUCAGAAGCUGGGUCUAUCAGCUCUCUGGAUUCAGCCACAACACACUCUGACCAGGAUUAUAAUUACCUUGGAGACUGGGGACCCGAGUUCAAGAAGCUGGCUGAACUCUAUGGGGAAAUAGAAUCAGAAAGAACAACUUAG
This is a messenger RNA of Leptosomus discolor (cuckoo roller), 2172 nucleotides long. The record is from RefSeq and is a predicted model, not a curated record. NCBI's taxonomy places the organism in Eukaryota, Metazoa, Chordata, Aves, Leptosomiformes, Leptosomidae.